Gossypium raimondii (Peruvian cotton) is the source of this 1374-nucleotide messenger RNA. RefSeq lists its product as uncharacterized. The record is from RefSeq and is a predicted model, not a curated record. The transcript has 2 exons. NCBI's taxonomy places the organism in Eukaryota, Viridiplantae, Streptophyta, Magnoliopsida, Malvales, Malvaceae. The coding region runs from base 1 to 1374 and encodes 457 amino acids.
AUGGGGCUAAUUGUUUCAGAAGAAAGCUGUGAGAAGAGGAAGAACUACUGUGAGUUCCACUGUGAAAUGGGGCAUGAAAUCCAAGAGUGUACGGAGUUCAGAGCCUUGGUACAGGGUAUGAUGGAUAACAAGGAGGUGGAAUUUUGUGAAGGAAUUCAGAGGGAGAGUCAUGUAUGCACGUCAGAGUUGGCGUUGGGAGUCCCGAAGGCUAACCGUCCUGUGGUCAUCAUCUCGCGACCUCAGAACAGUGAGGUUGGGGCACGAAUAACACCAACGGUUAUCAUUCAAAAACCGACCGUGUUUACUUACAAGGAUAACAGGAGGGUUCCUUGGAAUUACAAUUGUAAUGUGACAAUCCCGGGGAAGGAGGACGUGAUUAAUAAAGAGGACCAUGAUGAAGGAGGGCAUGACGAACAGGUGAAGGCUCGAGUAGAGCCAAUAAGAGAAGAAACUUCGAUUGGAAGGAAGAAGAAGGCGGUCGAACCUGAAUUGUUGAUCAAUGAACCAAUCAAGGAGGAGGAAGCUAGAGAGUUCUUGAAGUUCAUAAAGCAUAGCGAAGUGCUAAAUGAAACUUAUGUGGCCGACGAUAUCUCUGUUAACAAGUUGGAUCGACUGGUCAGCAAUAUAAGCGCUGAUAACUUCAUCUCUUUCAGCGAUGACGAAAUACCACCUGGGGGUAUGGGAUCUACUAGAGCUUUACACAUCACUGCAAGGUGUAAAGGGUGUAUAUUACCGGGAGUUCUGGUAGACAACGGGUUGGCACUGAAUGUAUUGCCUCUAUCCACGCUCAGGCUACCUGUGGAUAGUUCACAUAUGAAAUUGUGUCAGAAUGUGGUGAGUGCAUUUGAUGGCACCGAGAGGAAAGUCAUGGGAAGAGUUGACAUACCCUUGUUAAUUGGCCCAACUGUCUAUGAGGUAGACUUCUUGGUUAUGGAUAUCAAGCCUUCUUACAGUUUCCUAUUAGGAAGGCCGUGGAUUCAUUCAGCAGGUGCGGUACCGUCAUCGUUACAUCAAAAAUUGAAGCUGGUGUCAGAAGGCCGGGUAGUGACGAUAGAUACUGAGGAGGAUAUCAUUGCAUUUGUGACUAACGAUGCACCUUAUUUGGAGACGGGUGAUGAUGCAAUCGAGUGCUCUUUCCGUUCCUUAGAGUUCGUAAAUACAACAUUCAUCUUUGAGGGAAACAAGAUCCCGAUGCCGAGAAUAUCAAAGACCACAAAGAUGGGGCUGCAAUUGACAGUUGGAAAAGGAGCUUUGCCAGGGAAAGAAUUGGGGAGAUAUCUUCAGGGUCGAGUCGAGGUCCCAGUAUUGAAGGGCAAGCAGGACCGUUUUGGCUUAGGAUACAAGCCAGAUGCUAGGCAGAAGAGGAUAGAGUAG